UUCAGUUUGAGAACAUUAGCCACUGCAACAAAUGAAUUUCAUCUCUCUAAUAAAAUUGGGAAAAGGAGGGUUUGGUCUUGUUUACAAAGUACUUAAUUUCUCUUUUUUAUAGACUUAGUACUCCUCGAACAAUAUCAGUAUUGGUUUGGAUGAAGGUGAUAUUAGUUUGGAAGAAGAGAUUCAACCUAAUUGAAGGAAUAUCCAGAGGGCUUCUAUAUCCCAACCGUGAUUUAAGGCUACGAAUUGUUCAUAGAGAUCUGAAAGCAAGCAACAUACCUCUUGAUGAAAAUAUGAACCCCAAAAUCUCAGACAUCGGAAUGGCAAGGAGUUUUUGUGGCACUCAGGAUGAAAGCAAUACAACAAUAGUGGCUGGGACUUUUGGAUAUAUGGCUCCAGGGCACGACAUGGAAGGUCAUUUUUCUGUGAAAUCUGAUGUCUACAACUUCAGAGUCAUUCUGCUUGAAAUUAUUCGUGAAGAAAGGAAUGGACUUUUAGAAGUUUUAAAGAUUGCAACAACCUCUUGGAAUAUCCAUUGAAAAUUUGGGAAGAAAAUAGAGCGAGG
Molecule: messenger RNA, 562 nt
Organism: Phalaenopsis equestris
Lineage: Eukaryota; Viridiplantae; Streptophyta; Magnoliopsida; Asparagales; Orchidaceae
Product: G-type lectin S-receptor-like serine/threonine-protein kinase B120
Exons: 3
Coding region: 150-536 (128 amino acids)
Biological process (GO): protein phosphorylation
Molecular function (GO): ATP binding; protein kinase activity
Source: RefSeq, a predicted model, not a curated record